AUGCUGGACUUGCUGGACUUCACUCGUGGUGGCUGCAUUUGUGUGGAAUUCGGCCCGUUUUCUACACUACAGUUUCCCCGAUCAGACCAAAAAAAUAAACAGCAUGUUCGCCUCCGUCAACUCUGGUUCUUUCUGAAGCUCUUGUCGGACAGGUUUGGACACUUUGUCCAUGUUACCCAUGUAUUUCGAUUCCUCGAGUUCAGCGGCACCAAGACUAAAUCCACGGUCAGGAUUAUCCCCGAAGUAUCAGAGACAGUGAAGAAGAGCGUCAAUGAAGCGUGGGGAGUUGACAUAGACUACUUGUCAAAGUUUAAGAGGGAAUACAGCCGAAUCACAGACACAGAUCACUUUAAGAGCAUUCGGAUUUUGCUGGAAUAUUGUCAGCAACAUAGCAUUUUAGACGACAUCGAGUCGCUGCUUUACGCCAUGCUGGCAAUUUUUGAAUACAUCAGUUUUUGGCAAAUCAGAAUGCCACAGUCACAAAUUCGAGCCGGUAUCCCAGAACUUCCAGCAACGUCGAAGAUUGGUGGCAUGACAGACAUCGCAACCUAUCCCGAACACUUUGGCAUUUGUAGUACUAUUCCGUCAAAGGUGCGAACAUUGCUGGAUUCGCUUCGCAGGCUUCUUUUCAGCAAGAACAACUAUUUUAUCGGCGGGUUUCUGUUGAGCAGCAGUUGGGAAGUGCGUAAAGCAAGCGACAAUCAGAUAAUGUUUCUUUAUGGCACUGCGGACGACAAUGAGGGCAACAAUAAGAACAACGAUGAGGACGACGGCAGCGAGGAUCACAAGAGUGGCGAUAAUAAUUGUACCAAUGCAAAGCCCGCCGCCGCGCCUGUUGAACCAGCAGCUCAUAUUGCAACCACAGCAACAGACAUCACAAAGCCCACUGCUUGUGCAAACCCGGUAGCGACUGCCGGCUCGACGAGUGCAUUUCCGAUAGAACAGCCGUCAACCCCAACCUCCUCUUGUGAAUCAUCGCCAACGCAUUCUUCCGAGCGAUCGUCAUCACCAGUUUCGACGAUAAAGGUGAUUAAAUUAUUUAACAAGUACAUUGUCAAUGGAGCAUCCAAGCACAAACGCCAGCCAAACGAGGAUGGUACUUUGGAUACAGAGCUCAGAGUGCAGAAGCUGCGCAAUUUGUGA
This is a messenger RNA of Kickxella alabastrina, 1143 nucleotides long. RefSeq lists its product as uncharacterized. The record is from RefSeq and is a predicted model, not a curated record. The transcript is spliced from 2 exons. Bases 1 to 1143 code for a protein of 380 amino acids. Lineage: Eukaryota; Fungi; Kickxellomycota; Kickxellomycetes; Kickxellales; Kickxellaceae.